Messenger RNA from Suncus etruscus (white-toothed pygmy shrew), 657 nucleotides. RefSeq names its product histone-lysine N-methyltransferase PRDM16-like. Lineage: Eukaryota; Metazoa; Chordata; Mammalia; Eulipotyphla; Soricidae. The coding region runs from base 1 to 657 and encodes 218 amino acids. The record is from RefSeq and is a predicted model, not a curated record. The transcript is spliced from 5 exons.
AUGCGGUCCAAGGCGAGAGCCAGGAAGCUGCCCAAAAGUGACGGUGACCUCGUGAGUGACAUGUAUGAGCCCGACGGGGACCUGCUGGCCGGCGAGAGCGCAGAGGACGAGGCAGAGGACGGGGCCAUGUCUCCGGUCCCCGUGGGCCCACCGUCUCCUUUCACCCCCAAGGAGGGGUCCCCAUAUGCUGCCCCCGUCUACAUCCCCGAGGACAUCCCCAUCCCACCCGACUUCGAGCUGCGUGAGUCCUCGGUCCCGGGCGCCGGCCUGGGCGUCUGGGCCAAGAAGAGGAUGGACGUGGGGGACCGGCUGGGGCCGUACGUGGUGGCAGCACCAAGGGCUGCGCUCAAGGACACAGACUUCGGAUGGGAGCCCGUGUUGGUGGACGCUGAGGACAUGGUGCACGACAGUCACAUCGGGAAGCGACUCCCACAUACUCGCUGCCCCACCCUGAGGCCUCGAGCAGGAGGCAAGGCUGGCUCUCCCAUGGGCGUUGACAUUGGGUUGGGCGUUGACAUUGGGGAAACCCCGACUCAGGACCCCUCACCCCCUGCCCUCCCCCACCUAAUACUGCACCCAGCUCCACAGUCGCCACAGGGGCACCGGGUCCUUAGUGCUGACGGCUCCUGCCGCAGUGCCAGCGUUCACCACGGCUAG